AUGCUGUACCGUAACCUGCUGCCAUUGGCAUUCUCUCUCGCGACCCCCGCGCUCGCGCAGACGACCAAAUGUGUUAUUUCGCCAUCCAGCAAUGCGACAUCGGACGCGGCUGCCAUCGCCGAGGCGUUCACCAAGUGCGCUAGCGAUGCCGAGAUCAUCUUCCGUGAGGGCGUCGAGUACAAGGCCUACGAGCCGAUCGUCGCCACCAAGCUUUCCAACGUUGUCAUCACCGUCAACGGCAACAUUACUCUGCCCGAGGACAUCCCCACCGUCCAGGCCCUCGUCUCAGCCAAGGGCGGCACGCUCACCUGGUUCCAAAUCGGCGGCACCAACGUUCAAUGGAUCGCCUCAACUGAUCCUCACGCCGGAUGGAUCAAGUCCCACGGACAAGCCUGGUGGGAUGCCAAUAAGCCCGGCGAAGCCGGCACGCCCAACCGGCCCCAUCUUAUGCAGUUCAGCGUCACCAACGGCGUCAUGAAGAACAUGAAGUCUCUCAAGCCCAUCGGCUGGAACUUCUCCAUCAAGGGCAAGAACAUUACAAUCUCCGACACCGUCAUCGACGCCCGCUCCGAGACGAGCAGCUUCCCCUUCAACACGGACGGCUUCGACGUGGGCGCCACGGACGUGACCAUCACAAACAGCAACAUCUUCAACGGCGACGACGCCAUUGCCAUUAACGACGGCGCCAACAACGUCCUCUUCAAGCACGCCACCAUCGGCUUCGAGACCCACGGCAUGAGUGUCGGUUCUCUGGGCUCAAAGGUCGCCUCUGUGGCUGAUGUGAAGAACAUCCGCUUUGAGGACGUUGAUGUCCACGGCGGUUUGUAUGCCGCACGCUUCAAGAGCUGGAUCGGUGGACAGGGGUUGGCGAAGAACAUUACCUGGAGCAACAUCCGUCUCGACAAUGUUACCUUCCCCAUCUUUGUCACGCAGACCUACUUCAACCAGGCCAGCGCCGGCGGCGACAGGCCCAACAACUCGUCCGUCAUGAUGGAGGACUUUACCUGGGAGCACUUCUCCGGUAGUAUCAACACCAACAACCCCGGCGAUGGAUCCUGCACCACAAACCCUUGCUGGUACAAUGCUGGACUCCCGAAUCUCACCCACACCGAGGCCGUCAUCAUUGAGUGCAACACCCAAACGUCAUGCAAAAACUUCCAGACCAGAGACAUCAAGCUCCAUCCCCAGAGCUGCGGCGCCCCCAAGCUCAUCUGCAUGAACGCGAUGCCGACGCUGAACCCCAACCUCGGCUUCGAGUGCGCCAACGGAACAUUCGCUCCCACCGCAUGA
Colletotrichum acutatum is the source of this 1290-nucleotide messenger RNA. Its product is annotated as family 28 glycosyl hydrolase. Gene Ontology annotation, biological process: carbohydrate metabolic process. The transcript has 3 exons. NCBI's taxonomy places the organism in Eukaryota, Fungi, Ascomycota, Sordariomycetes, Glomerellales, Glomerellaceae. Gene Ontology annotation, molecular function: polygalacturonase activity. The record is from RefSeq and is a predicted model, not a curated record. Bases 1 to 1290 code for a protein of 429 amino acids.